Messenger RNA from Patiria miniata (bat star), 2673 nucleotides. Its product is annotated as cell wall integrity and stress response component 3-like. Gene Ontology annotation, cellular component: plasma membrane. The record is from RefSeq and is a predicted model, not a curated record. Lineage: Eukaryota; Metazoa; Echinodermata; Asteroidea; Valvatida; Asterinidae. The coding region runs from base 202 to 1320 and encodes 372 amino acids. The transcript is spliced from 6 exons.
ACGUAUAUCUAGUUUAUCGAUAGGCGGAACCAAAUCGCAUGCCAACUGCGACUCAAAGCGACGGGUGUUUGACACAGUCUUAACAAAGGAAUGAAUGGGUGAAAUGUGCAAUGGUGCAUUUCUCAUAGUCAUGUGAAUAGAAUAGUUCUGUAUACACAGUAGUGUACACAUAGCAGGUCACUGUCGCCAAAACAAAAAAACAUGGCCAUGUUUCUACCAAGGCAUCGCCUGGUUAGUGAUGGAUUAUUGUCUGGUCGUAUCUUUGUUUUCACUCUCUUCACUACAGCUUGCAAGUUCCUGUUAGUUUUCUCGCAGCCACAGAACGCCCCUGGUUAUUUAGGAUGCUACGAGGAUUGUGAAGGUUCGAAAUGUCAAAGUCAUGAACGUGUGCUCUCGAUCGGACCAAUAGACCACGACCCCCAGUCUGUAGAGUGGUGCUUCAGACGCUGUCUGGAAAUAGAAUUCAUCAGCUACAAAUACGCAGGACUGGAAUACAGUUAUGAAUGCUUCUGUGGAAAUAACGAAGACUACGACAGACAUGGGGAAAAGGACGACUCCGAGUGUCAAGAUAGGUGCACGGGAAACAGCGACCAGUUCUGUGGAGCCUCCAAGCGGAUCUCCAUCUACAGAAUAUCGCAAGGAGUGUGCAGUAAUGACAUAGUGCCACCCACCAACGGAGCCCACAACAUCACCAACCCGCGUUCACUUUCUUACAAUCUCAAAAACUUCAAGUUCUUCGGGACUCGUGUAGAUUUCUCCUGUGACCCUGGAUAUACCCUCCAUGGAGCAUCAAGCAUUGAAUGCAUUGAGACUGGCUACAACAACGUCACGUGGAGUGACUCGGUACCGACAUGUGAAGCUGAUGAUUACGGGGCUACUUCUACAGACCGAUAUAACAGUUCCAGCACAACGGCAAAGGGGACUAACGAUACGCAUAAAGGAGAGUUAGAGACAGGUAUGAUAGUUGGAAUAGCAGUUGGAAUAAUAGCGACAUUGACUGUGGCUCUUUUGGUGGUGGUGAUAUAUCUACGGAAGAAAAGAGCCAAUAAAAGAACUGGAAGAUCAGACGUUGCCAUGGACACGAUGGGACCAACAUACGCCAACACUUCGCACGGUUUACCAGUAGUUAGCCAGCCCAGCACUGAACCAACCCAAGCAGCCCCACCCGUGUACAGCCAUAAAGACGCCCAUUACGAUCACGUGUACGCUACUCCUGAUGACGUCACCGUACCGGGGGACGCGCCUACCAACCGUGAUGAUGGUGAGAGUGGUUGGGUUGAGAAUACAGUGUACGGGUGCGAAUCCUUUCCAAUUGAGUGACGACAGAGAUUCAAUACAGAAAUAACACCGCACAUGCAGAACCACUCACAAUGUAAAAAGCCUAAAUAGAUAAAGUAUUACCAACUGUAAAGUAAAUCUCAUCAUUAGAAACAUAGUUUAUCUUAAAUUGGUUUUAAUGUUCAAAGUUCCAUUGAAAGGAAUUUUCAGCUAAGCCUUUAACUAUCAUAUUUUUUAUAUUACACUUGUCGCUGAAUUAAAUUGCGGCAAUAUAAUACAUGCACACGGACAUUCAGGAGUACGCUUUCCGUUCGAGCCUUGCCUUGUGCCUUGUCUCAUGUUCACAGUGCAUUACUGCAUAUCAAUAUAGCCGCUCGUCACUUCAUAAAAGCCACGGGAAAUAUACUGCUGUUAAUCCAUUUACAUGCCAAAUAUGCGGUCUUAAGUAACACUACGUGGAAUUUAUAUACAGUGUGUUGAACAUUUCGACCUGUGCGUGUCAUACAUACAACAAACUGCAUGGUGUCACCGUAAUUUUUUGAAGGCAAUGGACACCAUUUGCGAACAUUCAACAUGAAUCUGUCAAAAUAUCAUGAACUAUCAAAUAAUAGGACCAUGCAUCCUGUGAAAUCAUGAGUACAGUAUGCUGUUAUUUUUGAGAAAAGACUAUCCUUGCGGUGGUUAUAGGACCAAACCAUGCGUCGAGAAAAAUGAAAGAUGCACAUUUGUAGUUUUCUAAAAAAACACAAAAAAACCCAAAAACAAUAUCUACUUCGAUGAAAUUGCGACAGGUUAUUUUUUUCAAUAACCUGCUUCAGAUUUGUUGUUGUUCCCUGAAUCGGCACAAAAACAUUUUUGUUUUUGCAAAUGGUAUCCAUUACCUAUAAAGUACGAAAAGCUGAAUAUGAGUCUCCCAAUGCAGCUGGGAAUAGCACAGUGGAUAGCACAGUUAUCUAUUUCAAGUUGAAAGCGGUUACUACAAGUUCAAGUGUACGCUUAAAUAAAUGUCAAUAAGCCUUUUGCGAAGAUGGUGGACACAGUAGGAGGGCGCUAUUUAGAGCCCUAAAGUCUUUUAUCCACUCCAAAAGCACCAUCCAUGUUGUGUCCACACUCUCUCAAAAAUGUUAAUUAGUGACAAAGGUAAAAGACAAUGUUCCAAAAGAAAUUUGCCUAUUCAAGGAACUAUAAUAUAGUAUACAGCGAUGCCCGAAGCAGGUUAUUAAGAGACUAACCUGUCGAAAUUUCAGAUCAGUAGAUUUGACACUUUUGAGAAAACUGAGAAAAUGCAUAAUUUUUCUCGACGCAAAGCAUAGGUUUCCGUUGAAAGCAUGAUGGUUUGGUCCUCAAUCGCGAGGAAAUGAAGGGUAAUUCCUCUUUUCUACCCCCCCCCCAGAA